Messenger RNA from Capsella rubella, 967 nucleotides. RefSeq names its product B3 domain-containing protein At5g42700. NCBI's taxonomy places the organism in Eukaryota, Viridiplantae, Streptophyta, Magnoliopsida, Brassicales, Brassicaceae. Gene Ontology annotation, molecular function: DNA binding. The record is from RefSeq and is a predicted model, not a curated record. The transcript has 6 exons. Bases 94 to 783 code for a protein of 229 amino acids.
AUUCAAAUCACUUAGCUCCGAACGGUCCAGUUUUAGGGUUUUUGCAUCAUUUUCAGAUCAAACCUCAGCUUCUCUGACCAAAAAACACCCAAAAUGGUGGUCGCGAAACAACCAAACUACGAAGAGUUUCGUCUGAAACGAGUGGAAGAGAACAAGAAACGUAUGGAAGCUUUGAAUCUUCCAAAGCUCUGUCAAAACCUCAAACCCACUUCUGUCAAGACUUCUCCAAUGAAGAAGAGAUUUAUUCCUCGAACACCAGAGAAGGAGAUGGUGCUUGUUCGUCGAUCUAGUCGUCUCUCUAACUCUUCUUCUACUCCUGUUUACAGAGAAGUUGAUGUUGAACGAGUUCAGAUUCGUAGAAGGGGAGUGAGUAAAAGGAGAGAUCUUUCGAAUCGGGUUUAUGUUUCUGAAGAAGUCAGAGAUGAUGCUAUUGCAAGAGCUGAGAAGUUUCAAGCUGAUUUGGGGAGUGAUUACCCAAGUUUUGUGAAAUCUAUGCUUCAGUCACAUGUUUCUGGUGGCUUCUGGCUGGGUCUUCCAGUUCACUUCUGCAGAUCUCACCUAGGGAAACAUGAUGGUGUCAUAACUUUGAUAAAUGAAGAAGGCGAUGAGUAUGAGACUGUCUACUUAGCGAGAAGGACUGGACUUAGUGGUGGAUGGAUGGGGUUCGCGGUUGCUCACAAUCUAGCGUAUGGAGAUACACUUGUUUUCGAGUUAAUUAGCCCUACCGCAUUCAAGGUUUACAUUACAAGAGUUGAAAGUUCUGGAGAAAGCUCAGAGAUAUGAGCUGAUCAUGUCAGGAAUUUGGAAAUGGCCCUAGUUAAAACUUUUGUGUCCUUUUGUCUUUUGUAUGUAAGAUUCUAACUCUAGGCUAAUUGAGCUCUUCACUGCCAAAUCUGAUAUAAUUUUUGAAGGUGAAAAAAAAUCCUUGAACUCACUAAAUUCUAUGUGAUGAUAACAUGUUCAGAAA